AUGAGAUCCAGUCAUCAUCAAGUCAACCCCUCCGUCUUCCAGGCUCCAGCAGACCUUGAUUGCUUCAGACUGGCCGUCGAAGAGACCCGAAGAUCUAACUCGGGCAAUUUCUUACACAACAAAAAUUUGCAAGCUCAUGUCGCCAAGCAGUCAAACGCUGUAUCCUUCGGACCGGACCCUCUCGACGCGUCCUGCCGUCGCCAACUCUCGAGUUCCGUGGAGAGAGAGGACCUUAUAAUCGAACUUGAUCAAUGGCCUUCACAAACUUUUUCUGGGCUCGGCCUGGCUGGCUCGCCUUCGAUAUUUAACGUUUCCUGGCAUAUUCCGGAAGACCCGCUAGAUUGUAGUCGAUCGUCGGAAUCCACACUGUCAGAGGCUAGAGCUGGAUCAUUCAACACUCGAGUGCUCGAUGAUCCGGCCUCUCCUCCAGGAAGCCAUCGGCAUUUGGGCCGGUCAAUCCGAACCCUCUCCUGGGAAACUGUGGGUGUCUAUAGCUUGCGGAUGAAUGAUGCCAUGGUGUUGGUCCAGGCCCAGUUUCUACAUACAUGGGGGCUUUCGAAGCUUCAAAAGGAAGAAAGUUAUGGGGUCGAGCCGGUCGAUCAACAGAGCCCAGCAGGGCCAUCAUGGAGCGGACUCGCGAGAUGGGCAUCCCGCAUCGAGGGUUUUGAGAUCUCAGCUUAG
Messenger RNA from Puccinia graminis f. sp. tritici CRL 75-36-700-3, 681 nucleotides. RefSeq lists its product as uncharacterized. The record is from RefSeq and is a predicted model, not a curated record. The transcript has 4 exons. The coding region runs from base 1 to 681 and encodes 226 amino acids. Lineage: Eukaryota; Fungi; Basidiomycota; Pucciniomycetes; Pucciniales; Pucciniaceae.